CUCCAACAUCUUGUUUUAGAAGCUCCCAUCUCCUAAAAAUGCCAAAACUACAUAGCAUUAGAGAAAGAGAAAGCAGAAGAAAAGUCCCUUUGAAUGGAGCAAGAAGCACUGAGGAGAAACAGCAGGUUUUCUGCCCAUGACAAGAGGGCUCUGGCCAUAGGUUUAGCAAUUCUUGCUAUACUCUCACCUCUCUACAUCAAUCGCAGCUCGAUCUCUGAGGCAGAGCUCGAGGAAGAGCCGGUGAAUUUCUCCUCGUACCUCCCCCUCCUGCAGCUGCUGCUGAUAAUGGCCAUAGCCGUCUCGGGUUUCAUGGAGCACGGCCUCACCGGGUUGGAUCCUUACUGGAUUCAUCGGGCAGGCGGCUCUUCAACCGGGAUCAUCGUAGUUUUGAUCAUCCUUACCUUCGUGCUCAAGUGGAAGUCCUAGGCUGUGAAGUUCUGGUGAAUUUAUUGUUUGUGUGAAGGCUUUUUUUACAGCUUUUCUUUUUCAACUUGUAUGUAUGUGGUGAAUUCUACUACUAUUUUAGAUUUUUGCCUCUCUCUCUUACAGAUA
Salvia splendens (bonfire salvia) is the source of this 552-nucleotide messenger RNA. RefSeq lists its product as uncharacterized. The transcript has a single exon. Bases 94 to 426 code for a protein of 110 amino acids. Lineage: Eukaryota; Viridiplantae; Streptophyta; Magnoliopsida; Lamiales; Lamiaceae. The record is from RefSeq and is a predicted model, not a curated record.